Molecule: messenger RNA, 3792 nt
Organism: Anas platyrhynchos (mallard)
Lineage: Eukaryota; Metazoa; Chordata; Aves; Anseriformes; Anatidae
Gene: MAP6D1
Product: MAP6 domain containing 1
Biological process (GO): regulation of microtubule cytoskeleton organization; microtubule cytoskeleton organization; cytoskeleton-dependent intracellular transport
Cellular component (GO): microtubule; cis-Golgi network; Golgi-associated vesicle
Molecular function (GO): microtubule binding; calmodulin binding
Source: RefSeq, a predicted model, not a curated record
AAAAAUAAAUGGUAUUUGGGAAAAAUUACUACAUAGAGCAGAACAGUUAUAGAAAAAAAUAAAGAGCACCAGAAAAUUAAGUGGCUCCCCACUUAGAGUACCCUAAACUAGGGUACUGUCUGGAGUUUGGGGGCAACAAGUGAAACUGAGCAUCUGAUAUCCCACAUAUUUAGGCAGGAUUUCUCCAUGGGACCAAAAUUUUUAUCUUAAAUUUCUGAAUCUCCUUGCCCUGACACAUAUAAAAACAAAUAAUUUAAACAGCUAGUAGCACCAGCAAGUGUCAAAUCGUAUUUUUUGGACAACAUGAUUAUCUGUAAUGGAUGUUUAUCCAUCCAAAUAGCUGUUUCACAGGGAGGCCGGGCACUCAAGGAGAGGUCUGGUCAUAGCCCAUAGCCAGGUCUGCCCUUCCUCACCGGAAUCAGGUCGCAACAUCACCUAAGUUCGAGGUGCUAAUGCACCACAGGUUCAAUGGUUUAGCUGAAGGAGAGCAGUAGAUCUCAGCCUUCUGAGUUUCACUGCGCAAUUACUUUGUUUUUUAGUUUUACCAGGUAACCACCCAUCUGUAACUAGAUUACUUUCUAAAAUGAGGUACCCACUAGCUUUUAAAUAGAUGGUUUUCUAAUAGGUGGAGUCUGCUUAUGCCUCACUUUUACAGCUCCGUAUUUCACAGCUCAGAGACCUGCCAGGAGAUUCGGAGUCCUCCCUAACACACCGAACGGGGAAUUGCGGAGGAGCAUCAUGGCCCGCAGCCACUUCUUACAUAAGAUGUCCAAUUUCAAAAGCCAGAUUUAUCCCCAGCGUAAUCCUGUGGGCGUCAGCGAUCGGCACCGGGACCCUUUGGUUUGAGCCCCCAAAGAAAACCUGCAAGCUCCGGUCCCCAGCAAGCGCUGCCAUCCGCGGAUCGCGCCCGCAGCAGCACGCCCGAGGGGGGGCUCGGCUUUGGGGCAGCAGGGAGCGCCUCCGAAGCGGAGCCGAGCCGCUCUGCCGGGGACUCGCACCGAGCCCCGGAGCGGGGAAGGGGCGGCGGGGGGGGAGGACGGGAGUAGGAGGAGGAGGAGGAGGAGCCGCCGAUGAGGACCGGAGCCGGCUGCGGGCGCCGCGGCCAUGGCCUGGCCCUGCAUCAGCCGGGUGUGCUGCCUGGCGCGCUUCUGGAGCCAGCUGGACAAGUCGGACCUCUCCGUGCCGCUCACCAUCCACAACUACUCGGCCAUCGACGAGCCCGACGAGGCGACCGGGGGACCCGAGAGCGGAGGCGCUUCCCCCCCGCCCCGGGGGUGCCGCCGCCCGCCCGCAGCCCCCCGCCCGCGGGCCGCCCCCGACCGGCCGGGGGGGCGCAAGAAGGGCCCUGCAGGGGAGCCCCCGGCGGCGGAGACUCAGUACCGCCGGGAUUUCCGAGCCUGGCCGCUCCCGAGGCGGGCACCCUUCCCCUGGGGCGGCGGCAGGGCCGGGGCCGAGCCCCCCGCCGUGCCCGCGGCCGCCCCGAGCCGCGCCGCCUGCCCCCUGCCCGGCCCCGGCGGCCCCGAGCAGCUCCGGCCCCGCUCGCCUCCAGCCGGCGGCCACACCACGUCCUACAGGCAAGAGUAUCGCCCUUGGACUGGAGCAAAACCAUCCAAGCCUAUAAAGACAAAGCAAGGCUUCAUUAUCCCAGAAGACCAUUUUGUUCAAGAGACAAGUUACAAGGCAGAUUUUAAGGCACCAUCACGGAUCCUCAACGUAUGAACCUGGACCCUUCUCACACCCAGGCAGCUUAAAUGUGUUUCUGAUGAGAUGUACCACUAUGCAAUUUUCAUGAGGAGUGUUAAGAUCAAAGCUCCGAUAUUAUCAAAAGCAGCUCUAGUGAUUAGUGAUGUGCACGCAGUUACUCUGAACACGCAAAGCGCUCAAUUCAGAACUGGCAAAACACACUGUAAGGAACGACCUAGUUUUUCACAGCGGCGGGUUCAUUACUAUGCCAGCUGGCGUCACACUGGGAGAUUGACUUUGGGCAGCAAAGAGUAUUGUGGACAACAUCCCUAUGCCAAACUGCACAGGGCAGGAGGGCAAACAAUCACAAUAAGCAGGACAGAUGAUUAAAACCAAAACAAGUCUUCUUUAGUAGCACCCUCUAAACAGACCAGUGAAAGACAGGGAAUGUCUGGCUGACUUCUCAGCUUCUUGAAGCUUUUUGGGAACUAGAAGACAAACCUCUCACACAGCCCUCAGAUGGCAUCACCAGAAUUCACAGCAUCAAAGGGGCUGGUCUGACCUUCCAGGUUUGUUCUAGAAGCUGGAGGAAGCACAGGGGCAAGCCAGCAUUCAUGAACUUUGAAUCCAGCAUAUGCAGUGACUUGGAGCUUUAAGGAUGGAAAGCUGGGUAUUUGCAAAAUUGGAGGGCUGGCGGCAGAGCAAGAGGGGACUGAACUUCUGAAAACAGCCCUGGCCAUGCACCAGCUUGGUUCGGAGAGGAUUGCAUGGACACCGAGUCAGCUAAACACAUACCAGGCUCCUGAGGAUUUAAAUAUGCAUGUAAUUUGUAUAGCUGUUGAGUGUAAAUACUGUAUAUGGAUUUUACCUAAAGCAAUUUGUGAUCCUUUAAUGAAAAGGACAUGCUAAUAAUUUUAAUAAAUGUUAACUCUUUGCAUAUGCAAGGUGGAAAAUAUUGCCUUGAAAUUCCUAAAUUACUGCCUGCAUCUUGGUAAUGCUAAUGCUAGGAACAACCAGAAGUGAAUGUUACUUAUAAACUCUUAGAAAUGUAACAUAGAAUGUAAGACAUCCUUCAUUUUUAAGAUGAGCCAUUUUAAGUGUCAUUAUUCUAAAGCUGAUUUAUUUAUUUAUUUAUUAACAUCGGCAUGGAUUUAACUUUUGCUGAAGUACAUGUGAGGUACAAGAAACCAUUUUCUUUAGCCUUUGUUCAUCCAGACUGUAGUGGGUUUACAGUUUUUAUCUCAAGGACUUAUCCAAUAUAAGUAGUUUACUGCUUACUUUAUGUUUUUACUGUUAUUUUCUAAUAUAGAAAAGUCACAAAACUUUUACUUAAUGCGUUUGAAACACACAAAUGUGUUGGCCAGAAUGAAAAGAAACUCCGCCGACUCUAACAAUGAUCAGAUAUUCAUUCAUUUGUAAUGAAAUGGACUUUUAACACAGGGGAUUCUUUCUUAACCUCCUCUCUAGCUGAAGUCAAUGACAAAUUUAAUGAACUCUGGGGACUCUGCAAACACAUAACCAUUGCUGAAAAUUCCCAUAAGAACAGUAUUGAAAGUGUUGGCAUGUGGAUUACAUCAGGAAUUCAUGCAGACAUUGCCUUCUCACUGCAUUAUGUGAGAAUUUAAUAUUGCCACCUCUGCUGGUUGUACCAGUAGGACCAAAUGCAACCACAAGAACAGGCAACAUCUGCAGCAAGCUGCGUUUGGUUGGACAUGGGAUGACACUUCUCCCACUCACUCUUGCUUUUGGACCCAGAGGAACGUACAGUAAUACCAGUGCUUGCCAAAAUCAUUUUUCAGGAGACUCAUUUUUCAAGGAAUUAAUUUGAAACAUUCAAACCGUACUAAAUGUUUUGCAUGUUAGAUGUUUAUAAGAAAAAAAAAAAAUCAAUCUGCUUGAUUAACCUCUUUAUAAUGUUUUUAACAGUUUUGUUCAAACAAUUUCAGUCAUUUCAAUCCUGGGCUUUAACAGAAGAAAAUAAAGUCUCUCCUCUUAAUUCAGUGUAUUUCUAAAAAAAUCAACCCAGUUUUAAACAAACUGGAAAUAUAAUGAGCUUGUAUUUUAUCAAAUGGACUGGAUUUAAUUUAAUAAAUUAAAAUGUAUUUUGGC